CAAUUGUUAGUUUGGGCUGCUGGCUCCCAGACUCGACACCUCGAUUCAGUGAGUUUCGUGCGCUCUGUUUCUUCUCACCUUUACUGCGAUGACUCGGUUUGGCCUGCUCGGCUGCAGCUACAUUCUGUUCUGGUUCCUCCUCGCCUGCUCGGCGGCGGACCGCUGGCUUCAGGAGAAUCAGCAGCCGCGCAUCAUCAAUGGAAGUGUGGCCAGGGCGGACGAGACGCGCCAUCUGGUCUCCAUCCGCCUUCUCCGACACGACAACAACUUCGGAAGCGGCCACAUCUGCGGAGGGGCGCUGAUCGCGCCCAGAAAGGUCCUGACCGCAGCCCACUGCCUGUACAACAAUCAGAGAAAGCGCUUUCGACGGGCCAGCGAGUUCGUCGUGGUCCUGGGCACGCUUAAUCGCUUCGAGCACCGCAAUGGCACCAUCGUGUCCCAGGUGAGUUCCAUGGCCUACAUGCACACCUUCAGCCCGGACAGCAUGCGUGACGACGUGGGCAUCCUCUUUCUGCGCACCGGGCUGCCGAUGUCUCCAGGCGGUGGUGUCCACCUCACUGUGGCCCCCAUCCAGCUGGCUGGCCAGGUCACGCCCCCCGGCAAGCUGUGCCAGGUGGCCGGUUGGGGUCGUACGGAGCAGAGCUCCCUGUCCAACAUCCUGCUGACGGCAAACGUGAGCACCAUCCGGCACCAGACCUGCCGCAUGAUCUACAGGUCCGGCCUGCUGCCCGGGAUGAUGUGCGCGGGACGCCUGCAGGGCGGCACCGAUUCCUGCCAAGGCGACUCCGGCGGACCGCUGGUGCACGAGGGCCGUCUGGUGGGUGUGGUCUCCUGGGGCUACGGAUGCGCAGAGCCGGGACUGCCGGGUGUCUACGUGGACGUGGAGUACUACCGCCAGUGGAUAGAGGGACGCAGCGGGGCUCCCCACUCCAGGCUGGCUACCAGACUGCUCCUACUCCUGCCCCUGCUGAUGCGGUGCUCGGUUUCGUGGCUAUAGCCACCAUUUCGGGAUACCUGCCGGUGCUUUAGUCUAUCUAGUAACUAUGUUCUAAACUAAAUAUUCCUAAUACACAUACACGUACAAUGUAGCGGCGACAGCUCCGAAUCUGAUAGCUACCGUAUGCAAACCUAUGUAUGUAGUAU
Molecule: messenger RNA, 1143 nt
Organism: Drosophila simulans
Lineage: Eukaryota; Metazoa; Arthropoda; Insecta; Diptera; Drosophilidae
Product: trypsin alpha-3
Exons: 3
Coding region: 89-997 (302 amino acids)
Biological process (GO): proteolysis
Molecular function (GO): serine-type endopeptidase activity
Source: RefSeq, a predicted model, not a curated record